Drosophila biarmipes is the source of this 1259-nucleotide messenger RNA. Its product is annotated as TOX high mobility group box family member 4. The record is from RefSeq and is a predicted model, not a curated record. The transcript has 2 exons. NCBI's taxonomy places the organism in Eukaryota, Metazoa, Arthropoda, Insecta, Diptera, Drosophilidae. Bases 109 to 918 code for a protein of 269 amino acids. Gene Ontology annotation, cellular component: nucleus. Gene Ontology annotation, molecular function: chromatin DNA binding. Gene Ontology annotation, biological process: regulation of transcription by RNA polymerase II.
CUUACCCGCCUGCGGUCACACUAAUCCCACACGAUAAUAGAAACGCCUGAAAUUGUUUAAUUUUUUGUAAAUAAGCCUGGGAUAAGAAUUGCAGGAGGCCCGGUCGCCAUGAAUCAGUUCCACACGCCCUCCUUCGGCGACGUGUUCGAGCUGAACGACACGCCGUCGGAUAGUCCGAGCCCCAGCCAAGCAUCACGGAGAAUGCUUAGCCUGGAUCAAUCCAUGUUGAACGAUGACGAUGACGAGGAGGAUUGCGACACAUAUGGCAGCGGAGGAGGAGGCGUGGGAGCUGGAAUAGUUGGAGGGCAGAGCCUGGUGGCCCAGCCAGAACAGCAGCAGCAGCAACAACAGCAGCAGCAGCAGCAACAACAGCAGCAGCAGCUGCAACCACAGGCACCACCCAAACCGCUGGCGCCCUUUGCCCUGUUCUUCCGCGACACCGUGACGGCCAUCAAGCAGCAGAAUCCCGCCUGCUCGCUGGAGAAGAUGCAGGUGAUCGUGCAGACCAUGUGGGAGUCCCUGGACGAGACGCAGAAGACCGUCUACAGUCUGCGGCACGAACAGGAGAAGCGAGACUAUGUGCGGCUCAUGCGGGACUACCGCCAUCAGCUGUCGGAAUCGGAAGCGACGUCGGAGCUGGACACAGCGCCACCAGCAGUAGCCCCCGCACAGUCUGUCGCUGUGUCACCGUCCCUGGUCGCACCCAAGAUGGACGCUGCCGAGGAGCCAGCGCAGCCUGCGCCCGAGCAAAUACAGCUCCUCACCGAGGCGGCCACCGUGCAGAAGUGCACCCGGGAGCAGUGCAACAAGCCGGCCAUCAUCAAUCCGGACUGGGAAGACGAGUACUGCAGCAACGAGUGCGUGGUCAUCCACUGCCGGAACGUGUUCAACGACUGGGUGCUCACCAUGAAGUCCUAGCCUUUGUGUAGCCACGCCACCGCCCACCUAGGCUUAGUCUAGACCUUAGCCCUCAAUUACACGCCGGACCCCCGUAUGUCACCCAGGAAUAUACGACUGAGUAAGCAGUAAGCGAUACUGCAAUCCCAGUUUCGGUUGUAGCUAGCAGCUGCGUGGAGUCUGAAUGAAUGCGAUACACGCUUUGUAUGAUACUUUAAUUGUAGUGAUACAUCAUAAUACUAGCAAUAGAUGAGAAUACAAAAACUCACUUUAGGAAGUAUUCGGUACGAGACCAUAGAUCAUUUUAUUGUAAAACACCAUUUAGCAAUUGCAUUUAAUAAACUUAAAUUGUUUUUUGAAAA